Molecule: messenger RNA, 4034 nt
Organism: Pectinophora gossypiella (pink bollworm)
Lineage: Eukaryota; Metazoa; Arthropoda; Insecta; Lepidoptera; Gelechiidae
Product: epithelial discoidin domain-containing receptor 1-like
Exons: 17
Coding region: 1-2613 (870 amino acids)
Biological process (GO): multicellular organism development; positive regulation of kinase activity; protein phosphorylation
Cellular component (GO): signaling receptor complex
Molecular function (GO): protein tyrosine kinase collagen receptor activity; ATP binding; collagen binding
Source: RefSeq, a predicted model, not a curated record
AUGGAUGUGCCGCCCUUAUGUACAUGCGAGCAGGGGGCUCGGAGUAGGCUCAGCCCGGGGCAAGCGUUACACAAGCCAGCUGAUGUGGGAAACUGCGAAGUACCGCUGGGAAUGGAGAACGGGCUUAUCUCCAACGACUCGCUGUCUGCCAGCUCCAGCUACGACCAAAGCGUUUCUCCACUCAGCUCCAGGUUACGGACAGAAAUCCGCGGCGGCGCGUGGUGUCCUAAUGGGCUGAUCACGCCCGAGAGCCGGCAAUACCUGGAGAUAGACCUGCGGGGCCUCUUCCUGAUCACUGCCACGGAGACACAAGGCAGAUUCGCAAAUUCCGUCGGAGUAGAAUUUGUCGAAAGCUACGGCCUCGAAUACUGGCGAGACGACCUCAACCGAUGGGUCAAAUAUAAAGACUUCAACGGUAGUCGGCUGAUACCGGGGAACGUGAACACCUAUACACCCAGGAAGUCUACUCUAGAAGCGCCAUUCGUGGCGUCUCGAGUGAGAUUUUUUCCCUUCGCAGCACACCCUCGCACCGCCUGCAUGAGGGUCGAGCUCUACGGCUGCCGGUGGAAACAGGCACUUAUUACAUACUCGGCGCCGAAGGGGGGCGAUAUGCAGGCCAUGACCGGGGGGGCACGGUUCGAGGACUUGUCGUACGAUGGCGUCGUGCGCGACGGCCGACUGAUCGACGGGCUCGGUCAGAUGACUGACUCGCUCACCGGCCCCAAUGACUUCGAACUACCUGACCCUUCCGACACCAGAGGAACCCGCUGGGUCGGAUGGAAUAAAUCAAUGUUAAUUAGCGAUGAACUAGAAUUACUAUUCAAUUUUAGCAGUCCAAGGGUAUUUGAUUACGUGAACAUACAUACGAAUAACAUGUUCACUAAGGAUGUACAGCUAUUUAAAGAAGCGGAGGUGUACUUCUCGCUGGAGGGCGAGCGCUGGCAAGAAGACUAUAUCUCUUACGAGCCGAAACAGGACCGCGUGUCAGAGCACGCGCGCAUCGUACACAUCGACCUGCAGAACCGCACCGCCAAACACAUCAUGAUCAAACUCAAGUUCCAACACGAGUGGAUCCUCAUCAGCGAACUCACAUUCAAAUCAGUGUACACGGUGGUGAAUGCGUCAGCGGAGUUUCUAGAAGAGUACUACCGAACGGACACGCCUCCUUCGUCGCGGAAGAAACGAAAUUCAUCCCUGCGCGUGUCGGUAGGGCUGGCGUGCGGGGCGCUGGUCGGUGGCGGCGCGUUCAUAGCGGCCACUGCCGUGCUGCUUACCAAGCGCACACGCCGCAGAAUACCCAACAUGCUGAAGAAACCAUUCUGCCCUUCGUUGCGACACAAUAACAACGCGCGCAACAACCGGCGCGCUCCCCGGCUGGCUCUAGCACUUGCUAACUGCCCACCCAUACACAUGCUACGGCCGGCGGUGGUCGACGAGGAUUACCGGGAGCCCUACAACAUUUGGAGGGAGACUCUCGGUCGCCGCGACAAACGAGACAGCCACGACCAAAAUGAAUAUAACGAAAUCUGCGAAGACCCAGAGUUCCCGAGACCCUACAUGAUGAAACGCCCUGACCCCCAUGAAAGUUUCUACGCUGCGACGGACAUCAUCCACCACACGUACCCAGAAGAGCGCGGUUGUCGGCGUGAGCGGCCGCCGCCUGGCUUGUUCACGUGCAUCAAGCUUCCAGAGGCGGAGCCCCCAAACGGAGUGGCGCCCCUGCUGGACUUUCCGCGGGGGCGCAUGCGACCAAUCACCUUCCUUGGAGAGGGCCCACAUGGCACUCUCCAAAUCUGCGAGACGGACGGAAUCGAAGAGCUGAGCGACGAGGAGUCUCCGAAUGGCGACCGCAGACGGCUUGUUGUUGUGAAGACGCUGUGGCGCGGCUGCCAUAACGAUAUCCGGGCAGCAUUUGCCCGCGAAGCCACGUGGGGCGCCGGUCUAAAACACCCCCAGCUCGCAAGGGUGCUUGGGUUGAGUCUGCUGGAGCCUCCGUGCGCCGCCCUGGACCGCGGGGACGCUGCACCACUGCCUACGAUCUUGAGACUGGACAGGAAGUUGAACUAUUCGAGUUUGAUUCACAUAUGUUGCCAAAUAGCCGCCGGCAUGAAGUAUCUGGAGUCUUUCGAGCUAGUUCAUCGGGAUCUCGCCGCUCGCAACGUAACAGUGAGCGAAGAUCUGAAUGUUAAAGUGUCUGACUACGCCAUGUUCUGCGAGGAGUUUGUGGGUGACUACCACAUGACGGGAGACGGCUCCCGGAUACCACUCCGCUGGAUGGCCUGGGAGAGCCUGCUCAUGGGAAUGUAUUCGCCGGCAAGCGACGUGUGGUCAUUCGGAGUGACCGUGUGGGAAGUACUCACUUAUUGCGUCGCUAAACCAUUCGAAGAGAUGACCGAUGACCAGGUGGUGGCAAACGCGAGCGAAUGGCGUAGCGGCGGGCGAAACGCGCGCGUGCCCGCUGCUCCACCGCCGCGUUGCCGCCGCGAGCUGUACGACCUGAUGCACGAGUGCUGGCGCCGCGAGCCGGCCCAGCGCCCGCGCUUCCACGACCUCCACCGCUUCCUCGAGCGCAUGACGCACGGCUACAAGCCGCCGCCCGCGCACCGACCAUAACAACAACGCCCACGCCUCACAUACUACACCGCAGAAGUCCAUCAUCACUGCGCUAAACAAACGCGACCGACGUAAUUUAUUUGUGAGGGCAAACAAAACGAAAUUUCCUUUUAUUAUGACCGAAAUUUCGCUUCCACUUAUUUAGAGUGUGGGUCAAACCAGGCUAAGACAUCCUGCUUGUUCGCAGAUAAAUCUUAACUUACGUAAUGUUCGAACAGACUGCAUAGUUAAUACGAUAGACAACGGGCAGUAUUAAAACAGUAUUAGAAGUUAAAGCACUUUGAAUUAGAUAAUAAGGUAACGUCCUUGACGACUGCUGCUUUGCACGUUCUGUUUACUUGCUAAACUAUUUCUCUUUAUAUGUAGUUUAAGCAACUUCGAAUUAGCGUUAGCAAGUGCACAGACAGCUAUCCCUGUUAAGGGAGGCAACGAUCAAAUGAUCUCGAAAAUAUCUCUAAGCCAAACAAAUCGCUGGCUAUUGAUAUUUUUCACAACGGAAUAGAUUUCUGAGUAACAAUAAAUAAUAGGUAGAGGGCCUGUACAGUUUGCAAAUUAAGGUAGAUAGUCUUGAAAUUAGGAGUUGGAAUUGUAUCGCGACUCAGAAAUCUAUUUCUGUACAGGAUGUCGAUGUUACUCUCUGUAUUGUGCGGCCCGCCGGCAGUACGGCAGCAGCGUCGGCGUCGUCUACUCCACGCUAUUCCUAGCGCCCUUCGCCUAGCGCUCCCACGAUCUUCCACUUUCACCGCCUUACGGCAGACCCCUCUAAGUUAAAGGGCACUAUUUACAUCUACGACAGAAAACACCUUAUUGGUUCUCAAGGACAAUACACAAUAGGGCGUUAUUAUCAAUCUUAUUUCUGUCCGUGAAUUUAAGUAGUGCUUAUUAGUCGGAAAGCUCGCCUAAUAGUGUCUUCUCAUCAUGCGCCUGGUUAUCUAGAUAUUUCGUAUGAUGACAACUCACUGUAUGGCCUCCUUUCAGUCUAUAGUAUAUCCAAAGUCUAACUCCUAUUUUUUUAACCUGUUUUAAAUGUUAAGGUUGUAUACUUCGGGAGGCAAAGAGCCUCCAGGGCGAUGUUCGCCCCCUGUGCUUCUUGUUUUCUUCGAACACUCACGGCGGUCCUCACACGGAGCCUUCUCAAAGUCAAGACCGAAGCGAAUUUUAUGAGAGAAAUAUUUUAGUUAUGUGAUUUCGAUCGAUAUUCGAUCGUAGCGAAGGGCCAAUUUUAACAAGAGGUGAUUUUUCUAUUUGCUUCGUCGACUUUGCGACGGCGGCGUGCGGGCACCUUGUACUUGUUGAAUGAAGCCGAAUUAUUUAAGUGUAACUCUAGUCUCUGACAGUUGUAGCGAUGAGGCCACGUAAUAAUAUGUAAUAGUUAGCGGUACAAUAUACAUGAAUGUUCUGUGUCACAGUGUAUUCGAUGU